Guyanagaster necrorhizus is the source of this 1768-nucleotide messenger RNA. Its product is annotated as SET domain-containing protein. Gene Ontology annotation, molecular function: protein binding. Bases 355 to 1680 code for a protein of 441 amino acids. NCBI's taxonomy places the organism in Eukaryota, Fungi, Basidiomycota, Agaricomycetes, Agaricales, Physalacriaceae. The record is from RefSeq and is a predicted model, not a curated record. The transcript is spliced from 4 exons.
GCUAUGGGAUAACGCAUUCGACCCUCUCAGCCAGUCUCCAGAAUGGUAACCCCAGCCUGUGCGUGUGCGUUGCUACAGCGCUGUUAUCUGUAGUCUUCCCAAAGUUUCAUUUAAGGUCAUUUUUCUUCUCGAUCCGCAUUUACAAGGGACAGGUGUUUUGCUUUCUAUCCAUCUGCAAUUGACUCGAGCACGAGGCCAGCCACAAUGGCAUCGGAUAUCACGUCUAGUCCUCGGCGCUCCGCGUUCAAUUCAAGUGCUUAAACUUAAGCUUCGAGGCACUUGUAUAAAAAACCCUGUGCACCACCCACGUUCCCACAUCACAGACGUUUAUCCUGUCACCCACCACCAAUACGAAUGUCAGACCCAAUCCUCGGUCUCCUGAAAACCAAAGCCUCUGAGGCAUUCAAACAAGGCGAUUUUACCACCGCCCGAUCGCUUUAUUCGCAUUCAGUCGAUAUCGAUCCUCAGGACGAUACUCACCCCUUAAAUCGCUCUUUGAUGAAUUUGCGACUCACAAGAUGGUCGGAUGCCGAAGAAGACGCAACUAAAGCGCUAGCGCUCUGCCAAUGCACGAAGAACGACCACAAACAAAAGGCUUACUACAGGAGAUGCCAGGCCAGACGAGAGAUGGGCGAUAUCGUCGGUGCCCAAAAUGAUCUCAAAGCCUUUGCGUCCACGGGAGGCGCCAGAGAUCUUGUAGAUGCCGAACAAAAGAAGAUCGAUAGCUCUAUCACCACUCCGCAGCUGGUCCCCGCGCAUCAGUCUCUUUUACUCGAAAGCAAGUCUGCGCCAUCCGAACGAACGUACUUCAUCGACGACGCCGGCAACAAAGGUCUCGGGGCAUUCGCAGCCAGAGACAUCCACCGAGGAGAUCUCAUCCUCACCGAAAAACCGCUCCUCCCUUUUCCCCACAACUCGCCUUCCAGGACAGAACUCCGCCUCGCCAUGGAUAACCUCUCCCCAACGGAUCUUUUGGUUUUCCUUUCCCUGAAAAACACGCGUCCCGACCGCGGAGACACCAUCGACGGCAUAUACAAAACCAACGCAUUCGCCAACGGCGGGAUCGUCAUCGAAGCAUCGCGUUUCAACCAUUCGUGCCGGCCAAACGCACGCUACUCGUACCACGAGGCGACCAACCGCCAGCGGAUUUUCGCCCUCACGUACAUCCCAGAAGGGGAGGAAAUAUUUGUGUCCUACCUCGCCAGCAGGAACGUAUACGGCGCUACGCGUAAUCAGAGACAGGCGGCGUUGCGCGCUAAGCAGAACUUUCUAUGUUCGUGUGCAGCCUGUGGUCUCGAUCGCCAGCUGUCCCUGGAAAGCGACAGGCGCCGGACGGAGAUCAGAUCCAUCUGGGAUCGAAUGCCGACGUUCAAUCCGCGUACCGAUGGCCGUGCAUAUCUCCAAAUCGUCGUCAGGGCAAUCAACCUGAUGAAAGAGGAGGGAUAUUGGGCGGACGCGGAUGAUUUCGCCAACGAGGCGGCCGCACUCUGUUCUAUGCACGCCGAUUGGGAGUCUGCGAAGUAUUGGCAUGGGAUCGUUUAUGAGACUAGAGUGGCGGAGUUUGGAAAGGAUAGCGCUCACACGUUCAAGGCUCGUAGGGAUUUUGAGGAUCCCCGUUCGAUUGAUCAUCCCUAUGCGGGAGUGUUCCACGGGCAAACGUUCGCUGAUAUUCGUUUGUAAAAAAACGAUGUGUUGUUUUUUUUGCUUGCAGUAGAAGGUCCUUCCGUCGUAUGUUUAGCUACCAAUUAUGCCACAGGAUUCCAUCAAG